AUGACCGGUAAACACAUGCGGGAACAGCAGCCGCUAUGGAAGAAGCUUAAACUGCUUCUCUUAUUCAACCCAUUAACAGAAUGGCUGGAUACCACUCACCUGAUGCGAUUAUACUUGCAUCAUGCUGCUGUUGAAGAAGUGUUGACCCCAGCAGGCAAACAAGAAGCCACCCCUGCAUCUCGGAAACGCAUCAAGGCCUUUGUUGACUUCUACCGGAUCAAUAUGAACGACUUCACCCCUUCCGACAUAACAGCCUAUGCAACAUUCGAAGAUUUUUUCGUACGUGCCCACAAGCCUGGCUCGCGCCCCAUCUACCGUAAAGACGACCCCACGGCCGCAGUGAUAGUUGCCGACUCGCGCGUUGUUGCCUACGAAGCCGUAGCCGAGAGCAAGAAGAUCUGGAUCAAGGGGAAUGAUUUCUCCAUCACGAAUCUGGUAAUGGAUAAGCAAUUGGGGCCGAAGUUCGCGGAUGGCCCGGUGGCGAGUUUUCGAUUGUCGCCGCAGGAUUAUCAUCGGUAUCAUAGUCCGGUUUCGGGGACUAUCAAGCAGUUUCGAAGCAUGCCGGGGGACUAUUAUGAGGUGGAUCCAAUAGCGUUGCAGAGUCAGGUGGACAUCUUGACGAGGAAUGCGAGGGAUUAUGUGGUUAUUGAAACAAAAGAGUUUGGGGAAGUGCUGUUUGUGGCUAUUGGGGCUUCGCAGGUGGGGACAGUCAGGAUUCACCCGCAGUAUCAGCAACCGGGGACUCAGAUACACAAGGGUGAUGAGCUCGGGAUCUUCCAGUUUGGAGGGUCGUCCAUUAUUGUGGCAUUCCAGAAGGGUCGUAUACAGUUUGAUGAUGACAUUUUGAAAGCGAGUAAGAACGCCAUUGCUGUUGAUGUUGAAGUGGGGAUGAGUCUGGGUCGGGCUGUCGGUGAGAAGCUAGUAAAUGCCAUAAUGCCAUGCUGGAAGCAGGACAAUGAUGAUAUAUAUCAAAUGAUGAGUACUACUAAUGUUCGUCAACAACCCAUCAUGAAGGAAGCGGGUGCCACCGACAAACUAGGCGUGAGAUACCUGACUCUGAUAGGCAUGACGACAGAAAGAAAGGAAAACAGCUCAUGCCUUCGAGGGCAGAAUAAAAAGCCUUCUUGGGGGAACACAAGACUAUCCGACCUGCUAUGGUCGGUGACACUACUUCCAGGCCUGAUCUCCGCUUAUCAGCCCGUAUACCUCGGAUCCCGACCAGCGUCGCCCUUCCUCCCUCCUCAGAUCCCGCUGGGUGACUCGCCCCCCCUCUCAGACACCCACGAAUUCACGCUUCGCCAUAUCUUUCACCGAGGAACUUAUCAAGAUCCCGAUCUCCACCGCAGACUAGAUAUCACGCCAGACACUCGUCUUCGGGCCGUCUCAGAUGAAGGAGUCGAAUCCGAUGUCGUCACAUCGAACACUCCGCUGGUUGCUUCGUCACAACCACUCACAAUCGAAAGACUUGCAGACCGACGCCUGUCGGUCAUUGAAGAACACCUAGUGACUGCACGAUCUUCUGGCUCGGCAGCUGCGCUGUCGCCGUCCGAUUGGGUCAUGGAUACGCUGCCGGGUCCGAAUGUCACGGAGAAGAAGACCGUCGUUGCUUUGGCAAUGAUGACUGCGAAUGACUACAUCGAGGUACCUGGGACCGGGGAUUGGCAGGAUAUUCAUGGUCGGUUCAACCACUCUGGAAGUUUUGGGUGGCAAGGAGACGGGCUCCGAGGUCACGUAUAUGCCGAUAAGACCAAUAGCACGGUGGUCAUCUCCCUCAAGGGAACUUCACCGGCCUUGUUCGAUGGCGAGGGCACUACUACAAAUGAUAAAAUCAACGACAAUCUAUUCUUCAGCUGCUGCUGUGGCCAGGGGGGCUCUUACCUCUGGCGGCAAGUCUGCGAUUGCCAGACAACCCUGUACAAUGGGAACCUGACGUGCAUUGUUGAGGCGAUGCUAGAUGAGAACCGAUAUUAUCGCGCCUCAAUCGACCUUUACUCUAAUAUCACCGAGAUGUACCCAAAUGCCAACGUUUGGCUGACCGGCCAUUCUUUGGGUGGUGCGGUGUCCAGCUUGCUAGGCUUGACAUUUGGGGUACCAGUUGUUACCUUCGAAGCUGUUCCGGAAGCACUCCCAGCAGCUCGUUUGGGUCUUCCCAGUCCGCCAGGACAUGACUCACGUUACCCUCAGUCACGUAAGAACACUGGAUCAUAUCAUUUCGGACAUACGGCAGAUCCGGUCUACAUGGGAACUUGCAAUGGAGUAAGCUCAGUUUGUACCUGGGGUGGCUAUGCCAUGGAAUCCGCAUGCCAUACUGGUCAGAUGUGUGUCUAUGACACUGUUGAAGACAAGGGCUGGCGUGUUGGACUCAGCAAACAUCGCAUUAACUAUGUCAUUGCGAAUGUUCUUGCUGGCUACGACGAUGUGCCUUCCUGUGCGCCUGAAGAGGAGUGCUACGAUUGUGAACUCUGGAAGUUUUUCCGCAGUAACGGCUCUGAAAUCACUACUACCACCUCGGCCACCUCUACCUCCACGUCUACUACGACUAGCAGAACAUCUACCUGCAAGACCCCAGGAUGGUGGGGCUGCUUGGAUCCAACCACGACUGGCGAGACAACGUCGACCUCCACCUCCACCUCCACCUGCAAGACUCCUGGGUGGUUCGGCUGCAAAGAUCCAACAACCACCUCGGAUAUUACAUCUGCACCAACAAUCACCACAACUGAACCUCCCAUGACCUCGACCACGACCUGCAAGACCCCCGGCUGGUUCGGCUGCAAGGAUGAAACAACAACUCCAGUUAUUAUUGCACCUGCAGCAACCCUCACCAUAACUGAGCCUCCCAUGACCUCGACUACUGCCGGCAAGCACUUGGGCAGGUUGUGA
Aspergillus neoniger CBS 115656 is the source of this 2880-nucleotide messenger RNA. RefSeq lists its product as uncharacterized. Lineage: Eukaryota; Fungi; Ascomycota; Eurotiomycetes; Eurotiales; Aspergillaceae. The record is from RefSeq and is a predicted model, not a curated record. The transcript has 8 exons. The coding region runs from base 1 to 2880 and encodes 959 amino acids. Gene Ontology annotation, molecular function: phosphatidylserine decarboxylase activity; glycerophospholipase activity. Gene Ontology annotation, biological process: neutral lipid catabolic process; phospholipid biosynthetic process; multivesicular body membrane disassembly.